Molecule: messenger RNA, 777 nt
Organism: Halteromyces radiatus
Lineage: Eukaryota; Fungi; Mucoromycota; Mucoromycetes; Mucorales; Cunninghamellaceae
Product: ribosomal protein L31e-domain-containing protein
Exons: 3
Coding region: 297-662 (121 amino acids)
Biological process (GO): cytoplasmic translation
Cellular component (GO): cytosolic large ribosomal subunit; ribosome
Molecular function (GO): structural constituent of ribosome
Source: RefSeq, a predicted model, not a curated record
CAACAAGUGGUCAAUGUGUCCUGCACACUUGUAGCCGUUCCUUGUAGCCCCUGUCGGAAAUUGAAACCGCCCACUUGGGUUGGUCCUGUGGAAAAAAGGAACUCAUGGAUGACAAUGACAACUUCCCUUUCCUCUUCCAAACCGCUACGAAGUAAGUCAUCUGUGAUCCAUAGGAAGGAACGAUCGAAGGAAACGAACCAAAACGAGUUUGAUCAUUGAUAGACAGAUAGAUGGAUGGAUGGAUGAAUGGAUGGAUGGAUGGAAAUAGAAUGCUCAUUAUGUCCUUUUUUUUUUAGAUGGCCAAGGAUCAAAAGAACACCAAGCGUUCCACCCUCGCUGAUGUCGUUACUCGUGAAUACACCAUUCACAUGCACAAGCGUGUUUUCGGCCGUGCUUUGAGAAAGCGUGUUCCUCAUGCUGUCAAGGCUGUCAAGGAAUUUGCCCAAAAGGCUAUGGGUACCUCUGAUGUCCGUCUCGAUCCUGCUUUGAACAAGGCUUUGUGGGCUCGUGGUGUCAAGCACAUUGAUCAUCGUAUCCGUGUUCGUAUCGCUCGUAAGCGUAAUGAUGAUGAAGAUGCCAAGGAAAAGCUCUACUCUUAUGUCACCUAUGUUCCUGUUGCUUCUUUCAAGGGUCUCGAAACUACCGUUGUUGACGACGAAUAAAUCAUCUAUUACUCAUGUACAACCCUCACCUCCCUAAUAUGGAUUUAGAUAGGACUUGAUCGUUCAGAAAUAAAUGAACUACAUUUUCGAUUCAUUUAUAUAAAUCAUCUUUUUA